Messenger RNA from Knipowitschia caucasica, 1731 nucleotides. The record is from the annotation of a GenBank genome assembly. NCBI's taxonomy places the organism in Eukaryota, Metazoa, Chordata, Actinopteri, Gobiiformes, Gobiidae.
AUGACCACGCGCCUCGGAGGCACGAACAAAAAAUUCCUUGUCUGCUCUGGAUCCGAUCAGAAGAGUGGCUGUUUUAAGAUGGAGCGUGGAGCAAACAGCGAUGUGUUCUUUUUGACGGAUGAAAAGUUUGACUUCGACGUGUCACUGUCGCCAGCCAGUUCUACAGGUGAAGACAUUGAGGACGAGGUGUUUGUUGGUCCCGUCAGCCACAGCGAACGUUGCGUGUCCGUGAGCCUUGCGUCUCGUCUUGGAAACCGCUGCAUCAAGACGAGCUGGAGCCCUCUGUCUGGAGACCAACUAGAAGCCAUCUGUGAAGAAGCACAAAAACUGGCCAGUGAACUACAGGGUCGGGAGCAGACUCAGACCAAACCUGCGCUCAGAAGCAGAUCUGGGAUCGGAGUAGGAGUGGUUUUACCCAGUCGACCUGCGGCGCCCUCAGCCUCACGAUCCUUCAGUGCCAAGAAUCAAGUGAAGACCAGACUGCAGCCUCCCGGAAAAUUGUCAAGCAGUUGGCGGCGCAGUCCAAACUCGAGCAGGACCGGUUCAUGUGAGGACCUCCUCUCGGACUCUGCGAGCGUGGCGUCGGAUGUCAGUGACUCGUCUCUGAACUCGAGCACUGUGAGCAAACGAUCACUGGCCCCGCCCUCCAAGUCGGUCCAGACUCGCUCUGGAGUGAAGCCUCCGUCAGACAGCAGACUUAGGAACACGUCCUCGUCUUCAUCCUCUGUGUCCAGCUUCAACUCCAGCAUCUCCCUCUCUCCAGCAAACAAAGGUAAAUCUAACUCGAGCUCCCAGUGCAGCAUGACCAGAGCCACACAGAAGGGUCGUUCUGUGGCCCCACAGCCCUCCAAUCCGCCGCUGGCUGCAGCUGGUCGCAGGUCCCUGAGCCUUCAGAGCCGAAAACCCUCCAACCCGUUAGCCCUGAAGAGAUCAGAGUCCCCCACACAGACCCCAGUGAGGAAGGGCACAGACCGGACCAGCUCUGUGCCCUCCGCUGUCAGGGCCCAGAGUGGAGUGAAGACCAAAACACAAGCCCUAGUGCCUCCCGCGCCCAACGCAACGCUAAGAGAGUCCUCAUCUCCAAACCCCUCAAAAAUGUUGAAACCGAAGCGGCUGGUUUCUGUGAAAAACGGCGAUUGUGUUCCUCAAAGGUCUGUUCUCGGCACUGUGACGCCAUCCGGUGGUAGCGGAAGUGCAGUGCCGCUGAAGGCCCGCAGACCCUCAGCUCUACCCACUCCUAUUAGGUCCAGACCAUCAGUACUCUCUCAAUCCACUCCCCAGAGCCAAAUUCGACCAAUUAAAGCCGUGCCUACUCACUGCGCCCCCAACAGCUUACCUCCCAGCGACAGCCCAGAGUCUGUGGAGCUGCCGGUGAUUCAGCCUCUCAACCUGGAGGAGGAGGAGCCUGUGCAAGUGCCACCCACAAUCACUACACCCGACCAAAUGGAGACCACAGCCUCACCGGAUGCACUUUGUCAAAGCAAAUCAGAAACGACAAAAGAGGAACCCAAAAUAGAAGUAAUUAAAAUGCAAGAGAUUCUGCUUUUGGACCUCCCGACUCCAGCUCUUCAGCCUCAGGAGAAAUUGCUCAUUGAUCUGAGCAACACUCCGAACCUGAUUCGGACCAAGACUUCCGCCUCAGAGCUCAUUGAUCUCAGUUCUCCACUGAUCAAGUGGAGUCCAGACGACAAAAAGGAAAAGGACGCUCUCCUCAUCAACCUGUCCUAUUGA